AUGUUAUACUCCUUGGAAGCAUCUAGGAAGCCAGACAGCUUCAGUGGGGAGUUUCUAGUGCCAUCAUACCGUGGAUCUUCCUUCUUGGACCCAAAAGGAAGAGGUGCUUCAACUGGUUAUGACAAAGUUGACGCAUUGCCUUCUGGUGGCAGAGGAGAUGUGGAAGAACUUGCUAAGGAGAACAACAAGAGUGCUUCUUCAUCCAAAGGGAAGAUCACAUUGAGCGUGACACAGAGAAAGCCUGAUACCGGUGAUGUGAUUGGUGUGUUCGAGAGCAUUCAACCGCCCAACACUGAUUUGGGAGCGAAAGCUCCAAAGGAUGUGAAGAUCCAGGGAGUUUGGUAUGCUCAGCUUGAGUCAUAG
Molecule: messenger RNA, 363 nt
Organism: Lotus japonicus
Lineage: Eukaryota; Viridiplantae; Streptophyta; Magnoliopsida; Fabales; Fabaceae
Product: oxygen-evolving enhancer protein 1, chloroplastic-like
Exons: 1
Coding region: 1-363 (120 amino acids)
Biological process (GO): photosystem II assembly; photosystem II stabilization
Cellular component (GO): photosystem II oxygen evolving complex
Molecular function (GO): oxygen evolving activity
Source: RefSeq, a predicted model, not a curated record